AUGAAACCGUCUGGCUCACCAUGCCCACUUGAUCAAAUAUCUAUCAUCUGUUUUAAACGCUGUCCUUAUUUACGCUCGUACUUAACUGAGAUAAUCCACGCAGCCUGGUCUUGCGGUGUUGUCCCAUCCGAAUGGAAGAAAGCAUGCACGAUUCUAAUUCAUAAGAAAGCAGAAACAGCAAACCCAGCGAACUUUCGACCCAUUACUCUCGAAUCUGUCCCACUCAAAGUUUUCACAUCAUGUCUUCGCAACAGGACAUUUCAGUUUCUUGCAGAAAACAAUUACAUUGAACAGAACAUACAGAAAGGUUUCACUCCAAAACUCUCAGGAACACUAGAACACACAGCACAGUUGGCACAUAUCAUUAAUAAAGCGCGAGUAAAACAACGAUCACUUAUCAUAACACUAUUAGAUCUCAAAAAUGCAUUCGGCGAAGUCCACCAUAUCCUUAUUUAUGAAGUCCUUGAAUAUCACCACAUUCCAGAUCACAUAAAGAAUCUUGUCAGUAGCCUUUAUACUGAUUUCCAAGCUUCCAUAAUAACUGAACAGUUCAAUACUUCCUUCAUUACAGUCGGUCGUGGCGUCCUUCAAGGCGAUUGUCUCAGUCCUCUUUUAUUCAACAUGGCUUUCAAUACAUUUAUCCAACAUAUUAAAUCGGAAAAAUACCGUCAACUUGGAUUUUGGAAAUCCAGCGAAAACGGUACCCCAUUAAAUCCUCUUCAUUGGUUCCAGUUUGCCGACGACGCGGCUGUUGUUAGCGGCCAAGAAAACGAAAACCAAAUGCUCCUCAAUCGCUUUACAAUCUGGUGUCAGUGGGCUGAAAUGAUAAUACGUGUAGACAAAUGUUCAACAUUUGGCAUUAGGAAACAAUUAACCAAAUCCAUUCAAUAUCUCCCAAAACUAUUUGUAAAUAACUGUCUUGUACCACGUGUUGAACUUGGUAAAUCAUUUCGCUACUUAGGUCGUUAUUUUGACUUCAACAUGUCUGACGAAGACCACAAAUCUGAAGUAUAUGACACACUUACUAAUAUCCUGAAUGAAAUUGAUGAUCUACCAUUACAUCCGAAAAACAAAAUUCUCUUAUACAGUCGUUAUGUGCUUUCCAGAAUCUCCUGGCACUUCACUGUUUCUGACAUAGGCAAAACCUGGGACAACGAUAAACUAGAUAGUAUCGCGUCCACUUAUAUCCGAAAAUGGCUUGAACUGCCUAUUUCUGCAACCCUUAGUAACGUCCUACUUCCCCACAAUAAAUUAUGGAUUAAAUAUCAUUCUACCUUCAACCACAUUCCUUCAAUGCCAAACUGUUUCUCGGAAAGCCCUAAAGUCGUCGGCAAAUGA
Messenger RNA from Paramuricea clavata, 1338 nucleotides. The record is from the annotation of a GenBank genome assembly. NCBI's taxonomy places the organism in Eukaryota, Metazoa, Cnidaria, Anthozoa, Malacalcyonacea, Plexauridae.